UGGGAAGGCAGCAAGAUGGCGGCGCCCGUGAGGGCUACUUUGUUAGGGGUGCGGGCUGGGGGCUGGCGGCGUUGCGACAGGCUAUGGGGAGGUGGCCUGGGUUCCCGCUGCCUGGCCCUUCAGGCCGCGCCCUCCGGCAGCCGGUCCCCAUGGCGCUUGUUGGGCGCCUUGUGUCUGCAGCGCCCGCCGCUCAUCUCCAAGCCUCUCACCCCACUGCAGGAGGAGAUGGCCACCCUACUACAGCAGAUUGAAACAGAGAAAAGCCUGUAUUCAGACCAUGAGCUUCGUGCUCUGGAUGAAGCCCAGAGACUGGCAAAGAAGAAAACUGACCUCUUUGACGAUGAACAAGAUGAAAAAGAUAUUAUGCAUGUUCAAGAUUUGGAAGAUAUGUGGGAGCAAACAUUCCAACAGUUCAAACUUGGUGCUCGUGUAACAGAGGCUGAUGAAAAGAAUGACCAAACCUCAUUGCACCGGAAAUUAGAUACGAACCUUGUCCUGCUAGUCAGAGAGAAGCUUGGAGACCAUGAUGUUUGGCUUCUGCCUCAAGUGGAAUGGCAGCCUGGGGAGACCCUCCGAGGGACAGCUGAGCGAACCCUGGCCACUCUCUCAGAGAACAACAUGAAAGCCAAGUUCCUAGGAAAUGCACCUUGUGGCUACUACAAGUUCAAGUUUCCCCAGGCAAUGAGGACAGAGAGUAACCUUGGAGCUAAAGUGUUCUUCUUCAAAGCAUUGCUGCUAACUGGAGACUUUUCCCAGGCUGGGAAGAAGAGCCAGCAUGUGUGGGUCAGUAAGGAGGAGUUGGGCGAUUACCUGCAACCACGGUACCUGGCUCAGGUUAGGAAGUUUCUCCUGGACCUCUAAUGGACUAAGCUGCCUGUGGACAAUGCUCAGAGGUGGUUAAAGCCUCCAGGACACUGUAUGAUUACCCGCAUUUACAGGGAAUAUCAAACAACAGACUACAUUCUAUGAGUUCAAUGAUCCGUCACUGUGUUUGACUCAGCAAACUCACCCUUUGAGGACAACUGGCUUUGCCCAGUGAAGAGGGAGUUGUCUCUUAGGAGCCUUCCCAUUUUUCUCAAGCUGAGAACUGAGAAUUACUUUGUAGUAAAUUAACUGGCUUAUUGGGCUUAGAAAGAACACAGGAAAUGAAUCAACCUAAAGCCCUGAGUUCUGUGAAAGCUAGCUGCACAAGAAAAACCUGGCUUUAUAUAGUUUCCUUGCUAUUUUCAAUUUUGGUUUUCCCUUUCCACCUUAUAUAAAUUUACUUAGGGAAUAAGCUUAUCCCUCCCUCUCUCCCUUCCCUUCCUUUUUGAAAGUUUAUAUUUAAUAAAUCAUAAGUCUUA
This is a messenger RNA of Jaculus jaculus (lesser Egyptian jerboa), 1343 nucleotides long. RefSeq names its product mitochondrial ribosomal protein L46 (gene Mrpl46). Bases 16 to 861 code for a protein of 281 amino acids. The transcript is spliced from 4 exons. NCBI's taxonomy places the organism in Eukaryota, Metazoa, Chordata, Mammalia, Rodentia, Dipodidae. The record is from RefSeq and is a predicted model, not a curated record. Gene Ontology annotation, molecular function: structural constituent of ribosome. Gene Ontology annotation, cellular component: mitochondrial large ribosomal subunit.